CCGGCCAGAGACUUUAAGCCCAGCCCCGUCCCAGCUCCGGACACUCGCAACACCCCCGGCAGCGCCAUGAGCCCAGGGGUUUGCCUCCUCCUGGGCCUCCUCAUCCUCGGGGCAGAGCCCGGCACUGCACCAGGGGAGGAAGGAGCCCACCCUGGCGUCUGCCCCCGGCUCCCGGCCGGGCCCCGCCUGUGUCCCAACGCCUGCAGCGACGACAGAGGGUGCCCGCAGGACCAGAAGUGCUGCUUCACCGGCUGCGGCCUCGGCUGCGUGACGCCGCUGGGGAACGGCAGCAGCGACUUUCCCCCCCCCCGGGGAGGUGGACUGGAGCCUCAGCCAGGCGGAGGAGAUGCACCGGGGGGAGCCACAGAAGCCGGGGACGUGCCCCCAGGACUUGACGCGCUGCCUCCGCCUGGAGCCCCCCCUCUGCACCAACGACUCGGUGUGCCCCGGCUGGCACAAGUGCUGUCCCCGUGAGUGCCGGCUCCGCUGCACCCCCCCCCGCAGAAGACACGUGUCACCUCCCCGCCGCACCGGGACCCUGCGGUGGCCGCGAGCGCCGCUUCUUCUACAACAUCACCUCCGGGCAGUGCGAGACGUUCCCCUACGGCGGCUGCGAGGGCAACCCCAACAACUUCGGGACACGGGCAGCGUGCCGCCGGGCGUGCAUGGGCCACGACAAACCCAGACCUGGGGAGUGCCCGGCGGUGCUCCUGGGGCUGGCGGGGCCGUGCCGGGAGGAGUGCGAAGGUGACAGCGACUGCCCCAGCUCACAGAAGUGCUGCAACAGCAGCUGCGGCCACCAGUGCCUGCCUGCAGCCCCGGCCAGGAAGGCCGGCUUCUGCCCAGCCAGCGCGGGGCUGUUCCCCAGCUACGACUGCAGAGAACGGUGCCAGCGAGACGCCGACUGCCCCGGCGAGGAGAAGUGCUGCCUGCGUGGCUGCGACCACGUGUGCCUGCACCCGGCCCGAGAGAAGCCGGGGAUCUGCCCCCUGACCGAGGCGGCACCGCGGACCAGGGCCCCGUGCCAGGCCUCCUGUGCAGAAGACCGGCAGUGCCCAGGGGACGAGAAGUGCUGCAGCAGCAGCCGAUGUGGCCGGGUCUGCCUGGCUCCAGAACGAGGUGCGGGGACGGCCACGGGGCCGGGUGCGGGGCCCAGCCUCCUGCAGCACACGGGGAGCCGCUGCCACCGCCUGCGCCCAGCUCAGACCUCUUCAGGGCACAGUGCGCGGGGCUGCGGCCGUCGGAGGGGCCCACAGGGCCGGGACAGCGACGUCUGCAGCCCGCUCCCCAUGGGACAGCUUGCCCGUGGCUCUGCUGCCCCCCUCCCUGCCUCUCUUUCAGACAAACCUGGCCAGUGCCCCAAAGUGAGGCCACGGCAGCUGUGCACGGAGGAAGACGCCUGUGGCCACGACAGGGACUGUCCCCGGCAGGAGAAGUGCUGCUUCUCCGGCUGCGCCAUGCGCUGCGUGCGCCCUGCCAGGGAGCACCCCGGGGAGUGCCCCCAGGCAGAGCCGUGCUGGGAGCCUUGGCGCAGGCGCGGGAGCCAGUGCCUGGACGACAGCGCCUGCCAGCGGGGCGAGAAGUGCUGCAGCAGGGGCUGCGCCUGGGCGUGCGUGGCCGCGGCUGUGCCCGCAGAGAGCCAGGACAGAGCCCCCGGGCAGUGCGCGGAGGAGUGUGACACCGACGUGCAGUGCCCCCAGGGACAGAGGUGCACCAGCACCGGCUGUGGCCGUGUCUGCAGGGACAUCCCUGGAGAUGCUGCGUGACGGGAGAGCAGCAGCUCCGUGGCAGGAAGGUGCCGUCGUUCCGGGACACUGGGCGGUCACGGCCCCAAACUGGCCUGUCCCCUUCUUCCCGCUGCCAGCAAUAAAACACGUGCUCGCCGUC
Molecule: messenger RNA, 1887 nt
Organism: Oxyura jamaicensis (ruddy duck)
Lineage: Eukaryota; Metazoa; Chordata; Aves; Anseriformes; Anatidae
Product: WAP four-disulfide core domain protein 3-like
Exons: 10
Coding region: 666-1766 (366 amino acids)
Biological process (GO): antibacterial humoral response; innate immune response
Cellular component (GO): extracellular region
Molecular function (GO): peptidase inhibitor activity
Source: RefSeq, a predicted model, not a curated record